UCGAACGGAACUUAAAAACCAGCUUGCUUGUGCAAAUCAAGAUCGAGAAAUUGCUAUAGAGUGUGGUAAUCAACUUGCCAAUAAAUGUUCUGUCUUGGAUAAAGACAAUAAGCAUAUACAAUGGGAUCUAAAUCAAUCUAAUAAAGAAAAAGAAAAACUUUCCAAGCAUAUCUAUCAACUUAUAGAUAAG
Messenger RNA from Racocetra persica, 190 nucleotides. The record is from the annotation of a GenBank genome assembly. Lineage: Eukaryota; Fungi; Glomeromycota; Glomeromycetes; Diversisporales; Gigasporaceae.